Bursaphelenchus xylophilus (pine wood nematode) is the source of this 9042-nucleotide messenger RNA. The record is from the annotation of a GenBank genome assembly. Lineage: Eukaryota; Metazoa; Nematoda; Chromadorea; Rhabditida; Aphelenchoididae.
AUGGAAAAGCCUGCCGAGCAGUCAUCCAGCGGCGCUUCCACUCAACGUGCGGGUUUUCGCAACGUGGAACGGCAGCAUCAACAGACCCGGAAGUUGCAAAUUGUGUUGGUAAUGGAUCGAAAGAUGCCCAAAUUUUCGAAACAACGGGAACAAGCGUGUGCCGAUGUUGAGAAAGUCGCAAAAGCGUUGAAAUGCAAUCUACAGGUAUGAAAAAAUUCAAUUCUAGUGUCAUUUCUUGUCGAAAAAUUCAAACUAAAGAAUCAUCGGCAGUCUUGGCAUUCUGUUUCAAGCUUAAUUUUGAAUGGAAUUUGGUAUAAAAUUGCGUGGAAAAAACGUCUUAAACUGAUUCUGCAGCCUCAAAAACCAUUUUAAACGCUUUUUAGAGUCUUGAAACAGAAUGCCAAAAAUGGCGGGAAAACAUAAAUUUAAAUUUUUAGGCAAAUUCAGAUCCAAAAUCACAUAAUUGGUGGUCUGUAAAUUUUUUAAAACCUAUUUAAUUUAAAAUAUUAACUUUUUUCAAUAUUUCAACACGCUUUUUUCAGCUAAUCGAGUUCGAUCCGUUGGACUUCGGCGAAACCAAAACCUUGGACACAUUUUACAACGCCGACGUGGCUCUGGUUGAUUUCACAAUGACCGGUCAAAUUUCCAGCCUCUGUUAUCAUGUGGGAGUGCGCGAAUCCAUGGGUCAAAUGUACAACAUCAUAAUCAUGUACAUGUAUGACGAGACAAUGAAUCAACGGGUCGAUCCAUUGAAGGUAAAAUACGACCUGUUAAAUUUCGAUUCUUUUGUUUUCAGACCACUCUAAAUAAUCUCCAACUUUUGGCCUACUUCCAAGGCAAGGAUGGGACGUUACUCUGCGCCGACAAAACGUCCAACGGCUUCCGAGAUUUCGAUCCCAGAAAUAGUGAACGGCAAGUUCAUAUUUUUAAAAUGUUUCCGAUGGAGACAACUCGUAUUUUACCCAAAACUAUUUUUUUUCAGAUAUCAAAAUAUGAAGUCGCGGGGUCUCCAGACAUUCGCUGAAGCCGUUAAAACCGCACUGACGAAUGUCCAAAUCGAGGCAAAUGCUCAUGCCAAGGAGAAAUUUUUGAGUGAUCUGCGAAAAGUCCGGGAAAUGGAGGACCCAAACGAAGCCAACCAAUUCUUGGAGAGAAUGAGAAGCCGCUUGGACAAUCCCGAUGUCCUCAAUCUGGACACUGUCUGUCAGAUGUUGCUGAGCUAUCGGUAAGCCGGGGUGACUUUCUUUUUUCGAUUUUUUUGGUGUUUUAAGGCCUUGCAACAGAAUGCCAAAAAUGGCGUAGCUGAGUUCUUUGAAUUUUUUUCUUAUUUGCUGUAUAUUUCUGAACCUUUCAUUACGAAACCUAGCGAUGCGGAAUGAAUUAGCGCGUUUUACAGACCCAUUUUUCAGUGACACCCAAAACUACGACGCGAUGAUCAACUUGAUCGAGGACCUCGAAAAGGUCAACCAGCAUCAAAUCGUUCACGCACAACCAGUCUGGUUUCUCUAUGCAUUCGCGUUGAAUCGGCAAGUCCAUCCAAAGCCUGGACGAACCCCCAAAUUUAAUUAUUUUAGUCGAAAUCAACCGGGAGAUCGCGAUAAAUGCAUCGACAAUGUCCUCCAGAUUAUGGAGAAGUACAAGGACACAGUUUCGCCGGAUGUGAUCUGUCUGGCGGGCCGUGUCUACAAAGACCGCUUCAUUUCGUCCAAUUACGAGGACAAAGAGGCCUUGGAGAAAGCGAUCGAAUGGUAUCGAAAGGCGUUCAACGUCUCGCCUUUGGAGUAUUCGGGAAUCAACCUGACCACGAUGCUGAGGGCGCGCGGAGAGCAAUUCGAACAUAACGUCGAAAUGCAACGAGUCGGUAAGGAUAUUUUAGCAACAACCCACGACUUAUCAAAGCUCCUUUUCCCUAACUUUUUCCUCUAUUUUCAGCGGUUGUUUUAAACUCCCUGCUCGGCCGAAAGGGCGCUCUGACCAACAUGAACGAAUAUUGGGAUGUGGCCACCUUCUUCGAGGUCUCGGUUCUGGCCGAGGACUACAAUAAGGCUUGUCAAGCGGCCGAGAAAAUGGCCAUGCUCAAACCGCCCACAUGGUUUUUAAAGUCGACCAUGGAGAAUAUCAAACUGAUCAGCCGAUGUGCCGCGUCCUGCUCGCCUAUUGAAAAGGAGAAACAGACAUUUGUAUUUUGGACGGAGUUCUUCAUGGAGGCUAUCGAAGGGUUCUCGAAUACCACGUCAAGAUUCCCAGUGCUCAUUCAGGAGGUGAACAAGGUAAAAAUUUGACGUACUCCUCAUGAAUAACGUUAAAAAAUCGGAUUUGACCAAAAAUAAUAUUAUAACUACUAUUUCUAAGAAAUUUUUUUAAUUCUCUGGCUACUAGCAGCUCUUCUGACAGUUGAAACAGAAUGCCAAAAUGGCGGGAAAUCCAGAAUUCAAAUUUUAUACCAGAAAUGAGCCCCGACCUGAUGUCAUUAGACUUUCAAUAGAAAAAUAAACUAUUCCCAAGGCCAAUACAAUUCUAUUCCGUCAACUUUUUCAGCAGUACACUCCCAGUUACAUGACCAUCAACGAGCACGACGUUAUCCUGACCCAUGUCCUGGAGCACAGUCAGAAGAAGUCACCGCCACCCGGAAUCCAUCGAUGGGAGUUCAAGUGGAGCCAGAUCAAAGCGUUUUCGGCGUCGAAACGGGAUGACCGAUCCAUGUACAUGUACGUGUAUGAGAACUCGGACGACUUCAACAUCACUUUCCCAUCGUCGGCGCAUUGCAAUGGGUAAGCGAGAGAAGAAUGGCAAUCCGGCCGGGCCGAAGUGGUUACCGGCCCUAGGCUUUUUCGAAUUUACUCAAUAUGUUUAACAACAAACACAUUCAUUCACAGAUAUAAGUUUACUACCAAAAUUGCAAAGAUUUUUUUCCGGCCUCUACAUAUCUCGGUGAGAUUACAUAUACAGAAUACACAUAACAAGGGAUUUUAAACAUUUUUACCGAAAAUCUCGGCCCAGCUCUCAAAAGUCUUCAUGCUCGGCCGGGCUGGCUCGAUUCUGACCUCUAAGAGAGAGUGUAAUCGCCGAGAUUAAAAGACUAGAGAUCAACUUUUCUUUACGCAAAUUUUUGGGAGAUCAAACCCAAUAAUAAUCUUAUCUUACUCUAGGGCGCUCAGCAAAAUGAGCGAGGCCGAAGAUGGUGGUGGAGGAAAAGUAUUGAAUGAUUGUGAAGCCGACAAUCAUAUCGAGGUAAGUCAGGUCUCAAAAUCGUACUACAACUUCCAUAAAUAUACGAUUGCACAUAUGAAACCCCUAUUUUUAGUUCGAAUACGAAGUCGACAACAAUACCGGGGAACGAGUUAUUCUAGGACGCGGCACCUACGGGGUUGUCUACGCCGCUCGAGACGUGACCACCCAACGAUCAAUCGUCGUCAAAGAAGUCGAAGUCAAGAACGAGGAGGAGGUUCAGCCGCUCAUGGAAGAGAUUCAGCUCCAUUCCACCCUAUCUCACGACAACAUCGUUCAGUAUUUGGGAUCGAAAGUUGAAAAACGCGAUCGUCGGAACGACGUGUUUUUAAUCUUCAUGGAACAGGUCCCGGGAGGAUCGUUAAGCUCGCUUCUGCGCAGCAAAUGGGGGCCGUUGGACUCGGAGCAGACCUUGGCCAUCUAUGCGCGACAAAUUUUGCAAGGAGUCAAAUACUUGCAUGAUCAGAAGAUUGUGCAUAGAGACAUCAAGGGAGAGAAUGUUUUGGUGAACACCUACAGUGGGCUCUGUAAAAUUUCGGAUUUCGGAACGUGCAAACGGCUGGCUGGACUGAAUCCCGCUACUGACACGUUCAAAGGCAAGUUUUUUACAAAGGAUAACCUUUUUCUGACCCUGCAACAGAAUGCCAAAAACGGCGGGAAAACACAAAAUUCAAAUUUCCGCGCCAGUGGAUGCUUAUAACUAUAUGGAAAAUCUUUAGGAACUCUCCAAUACAUGGCCCCUGAAGUCAUCGACCACGGACAGCGAGGCUACGGCGCUCCAGCUGACAUCUGGUCUUUCGGCUGUACGAUGAUUGAAAUGGCGACGGGAAAGCCGCCGUUCGUAGAACUCGGCCUUCCACAAGCUGCCAUGUUCAAAGUCGGGAUGUACAAGACUCAUCCGCCAAUCCCAGCACACUUGAGUGAGACUGCCACAAAGUUUAUCAAACGGUAAGACAAAUCUCAUAUUUUUCCCAAUUUUUGCCAUGGAUAAUAUAAAAAUAAAUCUCUUUAAAUUAACUAAUUUUGAUACUAAAACAAAUUUAAUAUCUAACAAUCGUAUUUCAGAUGCUUCGAGCCUGAUCCGAACAAGCGUGCGACCGCUGCGGAGCUUCUCCAAGACACCUUUUUAUUACAAUUUAUGCCUGCAACGUAAGUCGAUCCUAAUAAGAUUAAUCUCUUGGAGACGAGAGGCAUCUGGUUUAUUGGAAAUAGCUUAGGAAAGAUGUUUGAUCAGACGGAAAUAAAAUCUCUAAGCACGGAAACUAUUUCCGGAUUAAGCUAAUACCACCGAUAUUGUGUCAAAAUUUUUGUAAUCGCCAGUCAAUAAUUUUAGCAAAAACUAGAUCCUAGGACGAGCUUCACGCAAGAUUUGUCUUUUUUGCGGUUAUUUACCUCAAAAACGAAGCAGUUGUCUCUCAGAACACUAGGGUCAAGUGUUCCUUUCUUUCCAAAAUUAUCAAAAAAAUCAUAUACGAGUAGAACCAUAUGAUUUCUGACUAUAUUUAUUAUCUAAUCAAGACUAAAAGCGAAGAGUUUAAUAUAGAUAACGCCUUUCGUGUCUCAAAUAUAGUUUUAGAUAUUUUUUUUUGUUUUUCCCUUUUUUAACUGCCGAUAUUCGCUAAAGAAGUAAGGCAGAUUUGAACUUGGGAUAGAACGGAAUAACUUAUAAUCUCAUAUCUUUGCAGUAUUCACAAAGAAACCCCGAUUUUUUCAAAAAAAAUUAUAGCAUGACUAAAAUGUUUUUUAAUGCCUAAACAUCCUUGUGAAAUGGGCCGUUUUCAGAAACCUAACCUCGUAUUUUUCAGCCAGCGCAACGCGAGUACCAAGAAACGAGUGGAUGCGGGUCGCAACUUCCCCAGCAGUAAGUAGUCCCCGAUCAAGUGCAAAAUGUCCCCGUCUGCUUAUCUCUAUUCUUCUGUCCCUCCUGUCCGCCGUACUUUCCCCUCCCUCCUUUCUUUCGUUGUGGUGCUCUUUUCGACGUGCGAAAUUUUGCAGAGUUCCAUCGUUCGGCCUCCCAUAUGAGUGGGAUGAUCUACAACCCGAUGACGCUGAACCCGCGCAAGGAUUCGCAGCAGUCCCACUCCGAGUGCAAUGUGCCGAACAAGCUGGAGAUCCCCAAGGACGCGCCGAGAACGCAGACAUUGGGUAUGGGACCACUACAGAAAUAUUAUACUAGACCAAAGAAAAAGUCAAGUAUAAUAUAAAAAUCUAGAAAUUUCUUGCCGAAACUAAGAAACUUGAGGUGUAAGUAGCUGCUGUAGGGCAUGAAGUGCUACUAACAACCCAAUUUUACGCUAAUAUGACAAUUCCGGCAACAACUACUUUCAAGUGAAAAAUUUCAUUUUUAGUGUUUUACAGUGACGGACCACUUCACAAUUUCUCCUAAAAACACUUCAAUCACUAUUUUUUGGGCUUAAAAAUUCCUUACGAGGGCGCAAAAACAUGAAAUAUCACAGUAAAAAUUUGUAUUUUUUGUGUACCAGCACGAAAAUCCAAAACAUUUCAAAUUGACGUACGUUGUUGAACUUUCAAUUUUUCAAUACUUUCGAGAGAAUUUUCAAAAAGUCAGAGCUUUCGCCUCAAGGCGCUUAAUGUGCGAUUAGCCCGUUUUUCUUUAAAUGUUACUCGUUGGUUUGCCGAGAGCUGCCUUGAACCCCAUAAAACAAGGCCAAAUGUGUCCCAUUCAUAGCUAGAUAAGUGUUCCUCGUCGGUUCCCUGUACAACGAACGCAAAACAAAAAACAUUUUUUUCGGUCCCUCCCAUUCGUUGUACAGAAAUGCGAAUGUAAUGAAUAUAUUAUGCAUGGCAAUGUUAUUCAUCCCCCCUUUUCUUAUUUCUAAUGUCUUCUUUUCGCUUUCAGAAGUUGUGCAGCCCAAGAAGAACCGAAGCGAAAGUGAAUCACACAUUUUCGAACAUGUGAAUGAGGGUUUUUUGGCUACCACGACUGCGUCUUUGGCCAAUCCCUCAAACCAAAAGUCGUACACAACAACCGCGACGAGCAAAUUCCCGGCAAGCGGCAAAAUCGAGCGGCAGAACUUGAGGCUAAAAAUUGAACGACCACCAAUGCAAACGAAUGAAUGCUCACCAGGUAAGAAAUUUUAUACUAUGGUAAUAGGCAUGGUAUACUAUAACUAGCUAAAAUCGUAGCAAUAUUUCGCAGUGAACCGAACGUAUUAUGAAUUACCGUGACAUGAUGGGACCUUACAGACUUGAAAAUAAAAGCUUUAGCUGCGUUCACGCUUAGGCGACAUUUUAUACGAAAAAUUCUGAAAGUCAAAGUUUUUCGUAUAAAAUGUCGCCCAACUUGAUAAAGCCAAUACUGCUUUCUGAUUUUGAAUCAUGACUCCUUAGGAUGUUACCACCUUCAACGACAGCAAUUACACCGCUAUAAAACCCUUCAUUUCAGGCUCCUUCACAGCGCCGGUUCAGCACGAAUACGGCAAUAUCUUUGCCAACGCCCGAUGCUCACUUCAAAUCAACUCCUCUCUCCAAACCCAACACGAGAACGAAGAGAUCCGUCCGAAUCAGGUGCCAGCAUCGGCAUCACCCUCAUUUUGCACCGUUCAACCGCCCUUCUUCGAAACCACCGCUUCGGUUUCCCUUCCAGGCACAAACUUCCCAAAUUCCCAUCAAUUUAUGCAUUUGACGUCGGCUACGGGCAUGCAGAGUAAAUUGACAGGAAACAGCGUGGUCUCACAGCCGCCUAGGUAAGAGUUUUGCGCGUGGAAUUUUAUAUACUCUUCGAAAACUCGAAAUUUUGAUACUUCUAGAGUCUUCUCUACAAAAUAACCGUUAUUUUCAGUCCCCAUGCUCAUCACACGCCGCUGACAGCAAGUCCAUCACUCUGUGACACCUCGCCGUUCCUUCAACUCCCUCAAACUGGCCUCAGUAUUCCCGAAGAAAACUCUUUGGUAAAUCGUUUCUUUACCCUCCAAAAAGAUCAUGAACGUCGUUCCACGUUGGCCUCCAUGAUGAAGGACAACGAAGACGAGAUUCUGAUCAAAUGGAUGGAGCAUGUAGCUUCAGAAGUUCGCGAUGAUGAGCCGCUGAGGGUAAGCGUAAUUUGAAUAAAAAUUGGGCAGGCUUUCUCAAAUUUGCAUGCAAUUUUGACUAAUAAUCUCGACUUCAGCUCACCAAAGACACACUUCGUCAAAUCCUCACCGCCAUUCGCCUAUUCUUCGUUCCGUCCGACGAUGAAAACCUUCAAACCGCCCUGAGUCAGCUCCAAAAAACGCAUUCCGACUAUGACCGGCCGCAGUUCGCGAAACAACUCACGGACGCACUGUGCGUCUUCCCGCAGGCUGUUCAGCCGCUUCUCAAGAAUCAGGGCAUCAAACCCCAUUGGAUGUUUACUUUGGAUGAUCUGAUUCGAAGUGCAGUCCAGCAGGCGUUGAACUAUUUCAAGCCCGAAGGUCCGCACAACUACUGGCCAAUCGACGGAAGUCAGAUACAAGGACUCGAACAGAUGCAGAACCAGCCACAGAACUGCACAAUAAGCUCAGGUAAGACGGUCAUAAAAAAGGUUUGGAAAAUAUAUUACAGUGGGGGAACCUGAUCCAGUGGCAAAAAACGUACCAUUUUGCAUCCGGGAAAUAUCAAAAAUGUGACAAAAUGCUUCCUUCUCCACGUGAAAAAACUUUGUUUUGAAGGGUGCGCCCUUUUUCAUCACAAAAAGAGCAGGCGCGCUUUUCAAAUCUGAGUUUUUUCACUUGGAGAGGGAGGUAAUUUGCCACAUUUUUUGAUACUUCCUGGAUGCAAAAUGGUACGUUUUUUGCCACUGGAUCAGGUCCCCCAAUGUACUCAAAGUAUCAAGUGUAAUAUAAGUGAUAAAAAUCACAGGUUCAAGUCUAGAGUCAAUUUCUAUUACUUGCAACGGUUAUAAGAGACCAUAAGCAAGCUUUUUACUUCGUAAUUUUUAGUUUAACUUUAUAAAAAAACCCAUUUUACCUCGUUUUUUAAUUUCAGGUCACUGUCUAAGUCAGCACCAAGCUAUGGCUCGUUCCCAACAACUCAUCUCAUCCACUGUCAACACCCCAACCACAGACCUAGUCGAGCAACAGCGAUUCACCGACCUCUCGCAGCAGCACCGCCUCUAUUCCGAGAGUAUUCACAAGCUUUUGGAGGACCUAGUCCAAGUCGAACGGGAAUACCGCGACCUCUUGGCGCACAACGUCAAUGAAAAGCGGAGGUCGUUGGAAAGAUUGGCGUUGAGUAUGUCCGAAGUGGAUUCGGGGAUCCUGGCCGACGGCCGAUCGCCUCUGGAGAUGAAAAACGAAGCCGAUUUGUUUGCGGCAGCAAGCCCAGUCAUGGAUAAUAACAUCGACAAAGAGAAGCAGAAUGGCGAAGACGAGCUAACGGUUUGGCUGGCGGAGUUGGGAUGCGAUGCGGAGAGUAUUCAAAGGCUGAUCAAUCAGCACUACACUAAGCAAGACCUCAUCGAAUUUGUCAGCAGAGAAGAGCUAAUUCAGGCGGGAGUGCCGUAAGUUAUUACAAUAUUUGGAGCUUCAGAAACUCCGGGCCAAAAAAUAAUCACAAAUCAACGUAGACCGUAUUUUAUUUUUAGUUUAUAGCAGUUUGGAACCCUUUUCACAACCUUCCCUAAAACAGAAUGCCAAAAAUGGCGGGAAAACUAAAAUUUGAAUUUUCAAGUUGCCAAAUCCAUCAAAAUGACACAACUAGUAAUAAAUAAAUUUUAUUUUCAGCGGAGGAACCUCCUGUCGUAUUUGGCGAGCCAUUCUUCGCCGGCGUUUGGACCCAUCCCACAAAACCGAAGGUGAUCAUUUGGCCCGGAAAUGUGCCAGAUAUCGGUCCUAA